AUGAACCAAUCUCAAGGCAUACAUUGGAAGAAGUGGAACUUUAUCUCUCUUCCAAAGGAGUAUGGUGGUCUGGCUUUCCAGGAUCUGCAGCUCUUUUAUAAAGCAAUGAUAUGCAAGCAACUUUGGAGGAUUAUCUCCAACCCUGAUCUUCUGGUAAGUAGACUUCUCAAAGAAAGGAUUGAAAUCAGAAAUGGGGUGACCACCAGAAUAUCUUACUUGAAUUGGGUCCCUGGUAUUUGCAAACCUGCUCCCACUCUUAUUCCACUUGCCAGAGGACAUCUGACUUGGGUUAAAGAUCUUAUGCAGAGCAAUGGUGCACAGUGGAAUGACUGGCUAAUCAAGCAGGUCUUUGAUGAGAUUGAUAGCUCUGCCAUUCUUAAAAUCUCUACACUUAACCCUCUCAGACAGGACAGGUUAUUCUGGGCCUUAGGCUUGGUGGUACCAAAAAUUCACAUGGAGCACCAACCUUCGGCCAAAAAAGGAAAAACUCCAUUGAUAUCAUCGUUCUUUAGAAAAUGGGAUCUUCAAGCUAGUGAAAGCACAUCAAUUACGGUGCAAAAUGAGCAUAAUGAAUCUCCUUCGCCGCACAUCGCUCCAAUUCUCCCAGAGCCAAACUGGAACAAAACUACUACUGAGCGAGAUCCGGGAAAAAGAAAGCAAAUAGCUUUAUCAUCUCAUACUAUGUGUGUUAGAAGAGCGGAGGAUUUGAUGAUACCCUCCAAACAUAUAGACAAAGUUUUGUAUGCCCAGUCGAAAAUUGAAAAGGAGAGAAAUCGUCUACGCUUGAAGAGUUCAAUUAUGAGCGUUCGGUGGUUAGCACUUCAAGGUUUCUUCUUCAGAGGCAAUGACGAGUCAUCUUCUUCUUCAAACCGUGGAAAUUUUAUUGAAUUGAUCAAGGCUUUCGCUAAUAUGAAUGCUGAAGUUAACGAAGUUGUUUUGUAG
This is a messenger RNA of Striga asiatica, 942 nucleotides long. Lineage: Eukaryota; Viridiplantae; Streptophyta; Magnoliopsida; Lamiales; Orobanchaceae. The record is from the annotation of a GenBank genome assembly.